CCUCUAGAUUUUUUAGUUCUGCUCUUAGAACUCAGCGUUCCAGUCGAUCGCGGCAGUCGAGUGAGUCCGGCUGCAAGGUGAUGAAGCAGCUCCAUGAUGCAGACUCUGCCACGGAAUCAUUGGAACAUUGCGUCCCUUCUUGUCUUCUGGCUAUUGGAGUACUCCAUGGUGAUCAGCCAGAUCGACAGUGGCAAUGCGCUGAACGACAUGCUCGAGAUCUAUCGUCGCGGCCAGGCGCAAUUGGAUCUGGAGAAUCUGGACGAGGGCCAGCACAUAUGGGCGAAAUAUGAUUUUAUUGUAGUUGGAGCCGGCACCGCUGGCUGUGCCCUGGCCGCACGUCUCUCCGAGAAUCCGCGUUGGCGUGUGCUGCUCCUGGAGGCCGGUGGGCCCGAGAACUACGCCAUGGACAUACCCAUUGUGGCGCAUCUGCUGCAGCUGGGCGAGAUCAACUGGAAGUACAGGACGGAGCCAUCCACUAGCUAUUGCCUGGCCAUGAACGACAAUCGCUGCAAUUGGCCCAGGGGCAAGGUGAUGGGCGGCAGUUCGGUGCUCAACUACAUGAUGUACACGCGCGGCAAUCGCAGGGAUUACGAUCGCUGGGAGGCACUGGGCAAUCCGGGCUGGAGCUUCAAGGAUGUGCUGCCGUACUUUAAGAAGUACGAGGGCAGCAGUGUGCCCGAUGCGGAGGAGGAUUAUGUGGGUCGCAAUGGCCCGGUGAAGGUGAGCUACUCGGAGACGAGGACUCGCAUUGCCGAGGCCUUUGUGCGCGCCUCCCGGGAUGCGGGAUUGCCGCAAGGCGACUACAAUGGGGAGCAGCAGAUACGCGUGUCCUAUCUGCAGGCGAAUAUCUACAACGAGACCCGUUGGAGCUCCAAUCGGGCCUAUCUGUAUCCCAUCAAGGGAAAGCGCAAGAAUCUGCAUAUCAAAAAGAACGCCUUGGUCACCAGGAUCUUGAUUGAUCCGCUGAAGAAGACGGCGUUCGGUGUCAUGGUCAAAAUCGAUGGCAAAGUGCAGAAGAUUGUGGCCCGCAAGGAGGUCAUCCUGUCGGCGGGCGCCAUCAAUACACCGCAACUGCUGAUGCUCUCGGGCGUGGGACCCGCCAAGCAUCUGCGGGAGAUGGGCAUAAAGCCGCUGGCGGAUCUGGCCGUGGGCUACAACCUGCAGGAUCACAUUGCGCCGGCCAUUAGCAUCCUGUGCAACGAGAGCUCGCUGCAGAUUAGCGAGAUGUUCGGCUCGGAGGCCAUGGCUGAGUUCCUGAAGGGACGCGGCGUGCUACGCAUACCGGGUGGCGUGGAGGCCAUCUCAUUCUACGCCCUGGACGAUGCACGCAAUCCCGAUGGUUGGGCCGACAUGGAGCUCUUCAUGGUGGGCGGUGGUUUGCAAACGAAUUUGGCACUACGUCUCGCGUUGGGCAUCCAAUCGAGUGUCUAUGAGAGCAUGUUUGGCGAACUGGAACGCCAGAGUGCCAACGGCUUCAUGAUAUUCCCCAUGAUACUGCGCGCCAAGAGCCGGGGGCGCAUCAAGCUGAAGAGUCGCAAUCCCGAGGAGCAUCCACUCAUCUAUGCCAACUACUUUGCGCAUCCCUAUGACCUGAACAUCACAGUGCGGGGCAUCGAACAGGCGGUGAGUCUACUGCAAAUGCCCGCCUUCAAGGCGAUCGGUGCGCGUUUGUUCGAGAAGAGGAUACCCAACUGUGCCAAGUACAAGUGGAAGAGCAGCGCCUACUGGGCCUGCUAUGCGCGCCACUUCACCUUCACCAUCUACCACUACUCGGGCACCGCCAAGAUGGGUCCUCGCUCGGAUCCCUCGGCGGUGGUGGAUGCCCGCCUGCGGGUCCAUGGCAUCGAUAGGCUGCGGGUGGUGGAUGCCAGCAUUAUGCCCUACCUGGUCUCCGGCCAUCCCAAUGGACCGGUCUAUCUAAUAGCUGAAAAGGCGGCCGACAUGAUCAAGGAGGAUCAUAACUUUGUAUAAGUCAAAAACCAACUAUCAGUAACACUUAUCAAUCAAUAAUAUUAUUUGCUGAGUGAUUUCUAGUAAAUUAAACACUAUACAAUACAGUACAAAUGCUUCAAGUGGAAUGUGUUGUAAUGUGUUGAAUGUGUUG
Drosophila teissieri is the source of this 2104-nucleotide messenger RNA. RefSeq names its product glucose dehydrogenase [FAD, quinone]. The record is from RefSeq and is a predicted model, not a curated record. Gene Ontology annotation, molecular function: oxidoreductase activity, acting on CH-OH group of donors; flavin adenine dinucleotide binding. Lineage: Eukaryota; Metazoa; Arthropoda; Insecta; Diptera; Drosophilidae. The transcript has a single exon. The coding region runs from base 94 to 1971 and encodes 625 amino acids.